AUGUCUUACUUAUAUUUUGAUGAUGCAGAGACUGAUGCUGGAUUUUCUCCAACACCUUCCAAGACAGAUCUGGCCCAGCACAGCCCAUUUACCAGUGCUCUUAGAAAAAUUGGCAGGCCUCUUGAUGGAGUAAAAGGAAUAAAUGUUAAAAUCUACAGAGAAGAGAAGUUGUUGACUCCUUUGCAACUGGAAAAGGAGUAUUCUGAUUGGAUUAUCCAAAUGCAUGAUCGUUAUGAUGAAGAGGUUGACAGCGGCGAGGACCAAGCUGUUUUCAUAAUCAACCCUGGAAACAAGAAGGCACUUGGUGUAUCAUCUAACGGUUCGAGUUACGUAUCUAUACCUAUCGGAGUAAUUGACUCUGGAGAGUUAGUAGCUGUUGGAAAAUUCGAGUGGGAGUGCCAGUUGGAGAAGCAGCGCUUGAAAGCUCCAUCUUCAAUUGACUUGCUAGAUGCCAACCAAUGUGAAGAGUUAGGAAUUCAUGAGGCGUUACCAGUUCAUGCACCCAUUCCUGCUGGACAAGACCCUCCAAAGGAAAUUGUAGCCAUUGUUCGGCCAGCAAAUUUCAGUUACUCCACUGCUCCGAAGAACUUGGAUCAGAAGUACAUUGUCAAAAAUAAAAUGGAAAUGUCAAUGGAAGUCAAAUUCAGUGGCGAUUCUGAUAUUUGUCGAGAAAGUAUUCUUUAUUCAUCUCGCGUGACACCAUCUUAUUAUAGAGGAUAUCAUGGUCUAUACAUCUUUUCCUUGCAGCACAAGUCUCAUGAACUAUUUCAGAAAUCGGGUAUAUAUAAAUUUCUGUUGCAUAUGGAUGAGACAAGCUGUAAAAACUAUGAAAAAGAAGUGACAGUUCUUGCAUCUGCUGAGGUUGGAAGGUGGCAACUUUUGGGCUAUGAUAAGAAUGAGCAUCUUAGAGUCAGGGUUGGAUCAUGCUUUUCACCUUUAGAUGUUGCAUGUUAUGACAAAUAUGGGAACCUCAUUCCAUUCCCAUCAACUCCAAAAGUCAAUUUGCAAUUCAAGAUGGGUAACGGCAUGUUGAUUUGUGUAAAGAAAAUGAAGGCAGGCCUUUCAUCUGACAAAACGACUCUAAGAAUUAAGGAUAUACUAAUAGAAAGUGGGGAUUUAGACAUCAUCCGGCCAAACUAUGAGGGCACAAUGCUUUUAUGUCCACCAGAUGAAUCUUUGUCCAUUUCUAUACCAUGUAAAGUUAUUCCUGGACAUGUGCGGCAAGUGUUGGCACAUCCAUCCAUGCGAAGUAUCCAAAUGCUUCCUGGGUGCAUAGUACAAGAACUCAAAUUGGAGAUGUUUGAUGCUUAUGGAAAUCAUGCUUUGAAGGGCUCUGAACUUCUUUUGAAGGUUGAGGGAUUUUCCCUUAAAGAUCAGAUGGGUAAAAAGCACAAGGUGGAUCAUGAUGGAUUUGUUCAUCUCAGUGGCAUGUUGAAAGUUACUGCAGGUUACAAUCAAAAUGUAUCGCUGUCUGUUACAACCGGCGGUGAAGAAAUAUUCAAGGAAGAGCUCCAAACAGAAAAAAGGGAGCUCAGAGUUGCAGAACCAGUGCCUCAGCUUUGUGCGGCUGGUUCCCAACUAGAGAAUUUCGUCUUCGAAAUUGUGGAUACAGAGGGUAAUCUCGAUGAGAAUAUCCACAAUGAUGAGGAAAAUGGCCAUUUUCAUACACUUUCCAUAAAACUGGACUCAUCCGUUACAAAAACAACCACUUUAUAUGCUUUCCAAAAGGGGCGAUGCACUAUUCCUUCACUUACUGUCCCUCGAGAUGCUGGUUGCUUUAGCUUCUCUGCUGUUCAUUCUCGUCACCGAGAGUUAUCUUUGAGCAUCAAGAUUGGCAUUCAGCCUUCUUCAGAUUUGCAGCAUGAGAUUCAAACCUUAUGUCCAAAUACGAAUAUAAUGAUGCUACAGGACAAAUCAACCCCUAAUAAUAUAGGGAAUGUUCUUUCCAUCAUCAAGAAUGAGUCGAAGCUAAUGCCCAUCAUCCUCACAUACUUAUAUGGUCAGUUGUGCCUUGUGACGUACAAUUACUGCUCCUCACUGGUUCUUGAGGAAACUGCUUUGUGCAUUGAACAUCGGGAAAGGGUUCUUGAGGAAACUGGUUCGCGCAUUGAACAUCGGGAAAGGGUACUGAAGUUGCUGCGUGACCGGAAGGUUGAAAUAGAGCAAUCUUUGGUGGAGUUAGGAGGGCCUUCCCCUUUGAACAUUGUGGACUGCUUUUUCGCCAAAGAGGAAAUGACAGACAUGAUAGAAAACAGAGAUGGCUCGGCGGCUUCCGUUCUCUGUGAACUGAUCAGAAAUUUUGCUUCAGAACGACCACAUGGAGGAUCUAGAGAUGGCAUCAUUGGUGUGGUUGCACUUCUUGGAACAAUUUGCAAUAUUGAGCUUAGCAGGAUCUUAGCCAAGUAUCUGGGUGAAGAUCAAAUGCUCGGGAUCGUGUGCACAAACUCCGAGAUGGCAUUUAGUCUCGAGACAUAUGACAAAAACGGAGAAGUUGAUCUCCAAAAUGCUGUUUAUGCAAAAGCAGCUGAACUUGGCAAGUCUAUUAGUGGUGAAUUUCGUGUCAUAUGUCUUGAGGAAAUAAGCCCAUACAGAGGAGAGAUUGAAGGCUGCGAUCCUCAAAGGAAACUGGCUUUUCCUCAUCCUACCUUACCUAGUGGAGAAAUCCCUCCAGGCUUCAUGGGAUAUGCAGUUAACAUGGUCGACAUAGACUUUGAUCAUUUGGCAACAAGAACAACUGAAGGCCUUGGUCUACGAGAAACACUAUUUUAUCGGCUUUUUGGCAAGUUGCAGGUUUAUGACACCAGAGAACACAUGAAGCAGGCCUGUGUCUGCAUAGAUCACGGUGCUGUAUCACUGGAUGGUGGAAUAAUACGAGAGGACGGCUUGAUUUCUCUAGGCUUCUGGUAUCUCCGUUUCUCCCUCCAAUUUUCCAGAUGUCGUUAGUAACUAUAAAAUUUCUGUGACUAGGGUCUGACCUAACUGAAAU
This is a messenger RNA of Eucalyptus grandis, 2986 nucleotides long. RefSeq names its product structural maintenance of chromosomes flexible hinge domain-containing protein GMI1-like. Lineage: Eukaryota; Viridiplantae; Streptophyta; Magnoliopsida; Myrtales; Myrtaceae. The record is from RefSeq and is a predicted model, not a curated record. Bases 1 to 2943 code for a protein of 980 amino acids. The transcript has 20 exons.